This is a messenger RNA of Hyposmocoma kahamanoa, 2784 nucleotides long. RefSeq names its product calcium homeostasis endoplasmic reticulum protein (gene scaf6). The transcript is spliced from 14 exons. Gene Ontology annotation, cellular component: perinuclear region of cytoplasm. Lineage: Eukaryota; Metazoa; Arthropoda; Insecta; Lepidoptera; Cosmopterigidae. Gene Ontology annotation, molecular function: RNA binding. The record is from RefSeq and is a predicted model, not a curated record. Gene Ontology annotation, biological process: intracellular calcium ion homeostasis; RNA processing. The coding region runs from base 210 to 2699 and encodes 829 amino acids.
GACUAGAAAUUCGCCUUGUUCCUGAUUAAUUCGUGAACUGUGAAGAGAAACUUUCUUUUGCGUCAUAAUAUCGGUGAAAACAUUAGUGAAAGUAUAACUUAAGCUUAUGAAAUUAUUUUUUUUUAAGUUAUAAUGAAGAAUAUACACAUCGACACUAUCGGUGUAAUUGAUUGAAAAUUGCCCAUAACCUCAAUAAAAAAAUCUUUAAAAUGGAGCUCCCACAGCCACCACAAGACCAAGACCUGCGCAACAUAAUAGAUAAGCUCGCACAGUUUGUCGCCAGAAAUGGACCCGAGUUUGAGAAGAUGACAAAGAACAAACAAAAGAACAAUCCCAAGUUCAGUUUCCUCUACGGCGGCGAAUACUUCAACUACUACCAGUACAAAGUGACGACAGAGCAAGCAAUUCUAAAGCAAUCGGCCGGUGGUGCUCCCGCUCCCGCCGGGGCUUAUAUGGCACCGAACAGGCAAUAUGUAAUGCCCCAACAGGCCGGCGCGACGCCCGCGCAGCUUGGUCUGGCGGCGUCGAUGGCGGCGGCGCCUGCGCUGCAGCAGUGGCUCGCCGCCAACUCCGCGCCCGCCGCCUCGCAUGCUCCUCACAACCAUGACCUCGACAACAUCAAUGUUCAGAUCAACAUGCUAAAAGAGCAAAUCACUCAAUCUGAGAAUAAUCUCAAUGCUCAACACACUGUGUUAGUACAGCAGCAGCAAGUGAAAGUGAAUGAAUUGGUGAGCAAGGCACAGGUGGAGACUAUCCACCAGUUGGCUGAGAAGAAUAACAUAAAUCUCACAGAUCUUGACAAUAUUCUACAACCUAUUAUUGACACUUGUACUAAAGAUAGCAUCUCCUCAGGCAAAGGCUGGAUAUUACAGCAUGCCACAUCCUAUGAUGCUGGCAAAGUAAUAUCCCAGCAUCUGCUCAGAAAGGUCACACAGCCUGGUGCCGCAUUCACACAGAAACUUCACAUCAUAUACCUGGUCAACGAUGUACUACACCAUUGUGCACGCAAAAACGCAGAAGAUCUCAAGAAAAAUUUGGAAAAUGUGGUGGUUCCAAUGUUUUGCAAUGCCAGUAUAGCGGUCACUGAAGAGCAAGAAGCUAAGCUUAACAAGUUGCUCCGCCUUUGGGAGUCCAAGUCCAACUAUUUCGAGACUGCAGUCAUUGAGAAAAUGAAGAGUCCGACCAGCUCCUACCAGGAGUAUCAGAACAAUCUAAUUGCUCAACACUCUAAUGCUGUCUCACAUUUGACACAGCAAACUAAAUCCACAUUCGAAAAUUACCAAUCUCAACAUCAAGCAUUUGUUAGUCACACUAUGCAACAAAUACAGCAGCUAGAAAUGCAAAAACGCGCGGUAGAAAUGCAAAAUAUGGAGCAAAACAAAGAUAAUGGACCACAGAAUAACAUGCAAAAUUCCUUCCAAAACAACAGUUUUAAUGAACAGAACUUUCAACAAACUCACUUUGAUUCAAAUUUUAAUUCAAAUAGCCAACAAUAUGGCAGUGAUAGUGGAGACAAUUACCCAUCUAACAACAGUAUAAGUGGCAAUGAAAACAGUUUUGACAGCCAACUGUUUGAUCAAAUUACUAAGAAGAAAAAUGAAAUUAUUGAGGAACCAGAUUUAUCAAAUCUUCCAAAUGUAAACUUUUCCCAACCGCCUCCUGGUUUCCCUCCGAAAGAGAACUCGGCGCUUCUCGCAUUCCAAAAUGGUCUUCCAGAUCUCAGUAAACCUCCUCCUGGCUUCCCUCCUUUCCCUGAAGUGAACAAUGAAGAACUAAUGCCAUCUGUCCCAUACUUUGAAUUACCUGCUGGCUUGAUGGUACCUCUAAUCAUGCUUGAAGAAGAUAAAUACAACCCGCUCGACCCAGCUAAGAUUAGGCUGCCGCCGCCGGCACCGCCCAAUGAGAGAUUAUUAGCAGCAGUUGACGCGUUCUAUGCAGCUCCUAACCAUGAAAGACCUCGAGAUAAUGAGGGGUGGGAGAAAUUGGGUUUGUAUGAGUACUACAAAGCCAAAAAUGCCGCCAGAAAAAACAAGGAAGAAGCUAUUGCUUUGGGUAGGCGUGAGAAAUCAAGGUCCCCGAGCCCUAUUCCUAAAGAUUUACAAAAACAACCUACACCACCUGGGAGAAGAUACAGGUCAAAAAGUAAGACACCUGAGAAAACAUCGCCGGCAAAGUCGCGUUCACGAUCGCGAACGCCGUCACCUAGACGAAAGUCGUCUUCUUGGAGGAGAGAGAGGGACAGGGAAAGUCGCAGAAGAUCCCGAUCAAGAUCGCGUUCCAGAUCACGCAGCCGAUCACGGGAGCGGGAGCGUGAGCGUGACCGCGAUCGCGAACGUGACAGAGACCGCGAUCGUGACAGGCACAGAGAUGCAUCACCACGAUCGCGGCGCGUUGAACGCUCUAGAUCUCCAACACCGCCUAGUUUUCUUGGAGGAGCUUACCCCAGUACGUCAAGUGGGCUGGACUCCAGCAACAAGGGUCACCAGCUGCUACAGAAAAUGGGCUGGAGCGCUGGGGGCCUCGGGGCCGCCGGGCAAGGUAUUGCAGAACCCAUCAGCGCCGGGACCGUGAGAGAUAAACAGGAUCAAUAUAAAGGUAUUGGCGUAAACCUCAAUGAUCCAUAUGAAAACUUCAGAAAGAACAAAGGUGCAGCAUUUAUAACAAGAAUGAAGGAGCGUGCGCUCGAGCGAUCAUCGUGAUUGCUAUCAUGUUUUAAGUUUGAUUGUAUAUGUGUAAAGUGGAUUGUGUGGCUGCAUAUGAUUUAUUUUAUCUAAAUCAUCUUAA